AUGCUAUUCGGGGCUUCAUCGGGACAACAGGAAACAACUGCGGUAACAUUCCAUAACCUUACGGAGGCUGAAACAAGUGUGAUGGAGCGUUAUUUAAGUCUGAAACAAGGGCCUACGGCCUCACAGGUCCUCCAGAGAAACCCGAAGUUCAAGUCACUUUUGACCAACUUGGUUUUGGGCCUUAAGCAAGAGAGGCAGCUGCUAUAG
This is a messenger RNA of Prunus armeniaca (apricot), 207 nucleotides long. The record is from the annotation of a GenBank genome assembly. NCBI's taxonomy places the organism in Eukaryota, Viridiplantae, Streptophyta, Magnoliopsida, Rosales, Rosaceae.